Messenger RNA from Bombus impatiens (common eastern bumble bee), 498 nucleotides. Its product is annotated as gem-associated protein 7-like. Lineage: Eukaryota; Metazoa; Arthropoda; Insecta; Hymenoptera; Apidae. Bases 67 to 381 code for a protein of 104 amino acids. Gene Ontology annotation, cellular component: SMN-Sm protein complex. The transcript has 3 exons. The record is from RefSeq and is a predicted model, not a curated record. Gene Ontology annotation, biological process: spliceosomal snRNP assembly.
UAUAUCGUGUUGCUUUAGUUCCGCCAUAGAAGUCUACUUUUACGAAUCAACGAAUUUUCAGACAAAAUGACUGGUUCAGUUGAAGAUAGUACACAUUUGAAUGACAAUAUAAACGUGGAAUUUGCGACUCCUGAAAAGCAAGAAGCACGUGCAUUUUUGCGCGAACGAUUUCUUCGUGUAAUUACUGGAAUUGUUGGUAAACAAGCAGAAUUUUAUCUGUAUGAAAAUACACAGGUUUCUGCUCAAUUUAGAGGUUGUGAUGUGGAUUGUUUAGAAGUGUUUGUACGGAACUUGGAAACACCAUUAGGCACAAUUCCAGAAGCUGUUUUAAGAGCAAGUGACAUUAUUUAUCUAAAUAUCCAUGAUAUUAAUAAAGAAUAGUAAAGCUUCAAAAUACAAUAACUUAUAUAAAUAUUUAUUUACAUUUUACAAUUCACGAACGACGCAUAUUUAACAUUGUAUUUAUUUCCGAAAUAAUACGUCUUAAGUGAUCAAUGA